GCGCAACGUGAGUUGUUGCCCACACACACGCGCGCGCACAGGAACGGAUCCUGCCUUUGCGGAAGCGAAGCAGCCGAGGCGGCGCUAAAUGAGAUUAGCAUACUGAGCUAAGAGAGGAGCUCCGCGCUGAUGUGGAUGGACGGCUGAGCUAAGCCGACAGUAGAAACACAUUUUUUUUUUUUCUCAAGCGGACCGCAGAUUUCCAGGGUGUGUUUUGUCGCCUGCCGAGGAGAUGGGGGACAAGGCGGGCACCAGAGUUUUCAAGAAGUCGAGCCCCAACUGUAAGGUCACUGUUUACUUGGGAAAGAGAGACUUUGUGGAUCAUCUGGACCAUGUUGACCCUGUAGAUGGUGUGAUCCUUGUUGACCCUGAAUAUCUGAAAGACCGGAAAGUCUUCGUCACGCUGACCUGUGCAUUUCGAUACGGCCGUGAGGACCUUGAUGUCCUGGGUCUGUCUUUCCGGAAGGAUCUCUACAUUUCUACCUUCCAGGCCUUCCCUCCGGUGCCUGAAGAACGGAAACCCAAUAGCCGCCUGCAGGAGCGGCUCCUGAAGAAACUUGGUCAGCAUGCACACCCAUUCUAUUUCACUAUUCCUCAGAACCUUCCCUGUUCAGUCACUUUACAGCCCGGCCCCGAGGACACGGGGAAGGCUUGUGGCGUUGACUUUGAGAUCAGAGCGUUCUGUGCCAAGUCCAUAGAAGAGAAGAUUCACAAGAGGAACUCUGUGCGUCUGGUGAUCCGGAAGGUUCAGUAUGCCCCGGAGAAACCGGGUCCUCAGCCCAUGGUGGAGACCACUCGCAGCUUCCUGAUGUCAGACAGAUCCCUGCACCUGGAGGCCUCGCUGGACAAAGAGCUGUAUUAUCACGCAGAGCCCAUCAGCGUCAACGUCCAUGUCACCAACAACUCCACCAAGACCGUCAAGAGAGUCAAAAUCUCAGUGCGUCAGUAUGCAGACAUCUGUCUCUUCAGUACUGCUCAGUAUAAAUGUCCAGUGGCCCAGCUGGAGGCAGAUGACCAGGUCUCGCCGAGCUCCACCUUCUGUAAGGUCUACACCCUGACCCCGACGCUGGACAAGAACCGAGAGAAGAGAGGCCUGGCUCUGGACGGCAAGCUGAAACACGAAGACACCAACCUGGCUUCCUCCACCAUGGCGAAGGACGUGGCCAACAAGGAGGUUCUCGGCAUCCUCGUGUCCUACAGAGUCAAGGUCAAGUUGGUGGUGUCGCGCGGAGGAGACGUGUCGGUGGAGCUGCCUUUCAUCCUGAUGCAUCCUAAACCUGCAGAGCCGCCGGCGUCCCGUCCACAAUCAGCUGUGCCGGAGAUGGAUCCGCCCAUCGACACCAAUUUGAUAGAAUUUGACACAAACAUCUCCCAGGACGACGACUUCGUCUUCGAGGACUUCGCUCGCCUGCGGCUCAAAGGCGUCGUGGACGACAAGGACGAGGACUGCUAGGAACUCACCGACCCUUCAGACGCUCUCUUAGACACACGCACGCGUACACACACACACACACACACACACACUUUCGACAUUCCCAGGAUGGGAGGGGCGGUAAGGACACGUUGGACGGAGACCUCACCACUGUUCUUCCUGCUUCGUCCCAACGCCGUCGUCUCCUUGCGUUUUCUGUCUCAGUUCUGCUGACGGCUGAAACGGUUCCAAAAGAGGAAGUGCAAACACAAUCUGCAGCUUUUCAAAUGCCGAAGUUUGUCAUUUCAGUAAAAAUUCUGUAAAUUGUCAAAACUUUGAACUUGACUUUAAAAAAAAAAAAAAGGCAAGACAAUGGAUCUGAAGUAUUAAUUUUAGGAUGAUGUUGAUUUGUUACGUUACAUCGUGUCACAGUCAGCAGCUGCUCCAUUUCUGUUUUGAACACAAAACUGAGCUGCCAACAGAUUUCACAAUAAAAGACUUUGUGCCGCUCGCAGGCUGAAAUCCUGUUGUUUAACAAAAAUUUGAGGUGUCACUGAAAAUUGAUUUUACAGACACACACGCAAAUAUAGUGUUUGUCAAAGUCAAACAAAAACCUGCUGCAGACAAAAAAAAUCACAAUUCUACAAAUGCUAACAUUUAGAUUCAAACGUUACUUGGAGUGUGUGUGUGCGUGCGUGCAAGCGCGUCAACACCUAUGAUGUCAUAAAGCAGUGAUAUUCUGUCACAAAAUUCAGUGGUUGAGUCAUGAAACCGAGAUCAACAAAAAUGUAGCUACUUCUUGAGCGACCUUCUGACCUCGGUGCCUCCUCUUAACGUUACCGCUGUGUAGCACGCCAAAAUAAAGUCAGACCGCUCAUGUGACAUCGUCCUCUGAACGUUUAAUCAAUCACACUUUCACGACUUACCAGAAUCAAAGUUUUUUGUUAAAUGUGCUGCCUCAGAGUUGGAAAGCUAAUGUUAGCAGCUUUUCAGCUCAAUGUAUUUCAGAAUUUACUUGCACAAUAAGAAGCUACGUCUGAUUUAAUGAAUAUUUGUCAUUAAUCCAGUCUGAUCCAGUUUCUGAGUGAAUCUGUACAAUAAUCCUUGUAGUUUUUGAGUGAUGUCUUGAAAAGUAGAGCAGAGGAAGCAGCUGUUGGCUGUGAUAUCCUGUGAAUGUUACCAAAUUAAAAUGUGGAAGUGGAAUAUCAGAAAAAUUCUGUUACUCUUUCAGAUUCAGAGUGACAGUUUCUUUGUUCCGGGUCAGAUCCAGAUUGUGGAUCCGUUCAUCCUGUUUGACGGAGGCAAAUAAAUGUGACAGAAAAUAUUCACUCUAAUUGACCAAAACAGGAAUAUUAAUAUAUGAAAAUAAAAAUAUAUCAAGCGGCGUUUCUCGUUCAAGCUCUUUUUCUGCCGGCCGUCACACGUGUCUUUUACAAGCAGAAUAUAUUUAAAUAUAAAUCCUUUGGAUCGCUUUUUCUUUUCAACAUAACAGCUGUAAAACAAAACGAACACACCUCCAUCUAAAUGAAGUGUAAUGUCACCAGCAUUUGCACCCCAU
Molecule: messenger RNA, 2969 nt
Organism: Thalassophryne amazonica
Lineage: Eukaryota; Metazoa; Chordata; Actinopteri; Batrachoidiformes; Batrachoididae
Product: arrestin red cell
Exons: 16
Coding region: 233-1453 (406 amino acids)
Biological process (GO): G protein-coupled receptor internalization; signal transduction; positive regulation of ERK1 and ERK2 cascade
Cellular component (GO): cytoplasm
Molecular function (GO): angiotensin receptor binding
Source: RefSeq, a predicted model, not a curated record